Trametes versicolor FP-101664 SS1 is the source of this 2343-nucleotide messenger RNA. Its product is annotated as kinase-like protein. The coding region runs from base 195 to 2102 and encodes 635 amino acids. Gene Ontology annotation, molecular function: protein kinase activity; ATP binding; protein serine/threonine kinase activator activity. The record is from RefSeq and is a predicted model, not a curated record. The transcript has 4 exons. Gene Ontology annotation, biological process: protein phosphorylation. NCBI's taxonomy places the organism in Eukaryota, Fungi, Basidiomycota, Agaricomycetes, Polyporales, Polyporaceae.
AUUCUGCGCAGCGACAACGUCACCCACGCAGCAAGGGCUCACGAAGGACACUUUUGACAAUUCGCGGUACGCACGCUCGCCGAAGCCGUGCAUCAAUAAGCCACACACAUGUGUUGUGGCUGAUCAUGUCCUAUCUUGCUUUCGUACUUCCAUCAUCGUCUCCGCCACUCUCCUCCGGUCUCUAAGCGUUCGGGAUGGACGCUGUCACCGAGCACUUCUCUAGGAAGUUCAUUGGCGCAGUUGAAGACGAGUGGCAGCUAUAUAGUAAUAACUCGUCGGAUUAUACCAUCGGGCCCACCAUUGGCUUCGGGGCUUCUUCUAUCGUCUAUGCCGCCCUGUACCAGCCCGCGGAGGGCGGCGCCCCUAUACCAUGCGCACUCAAGGUACUCGAUCUCGACCGACUUCCCCCCAGCGCCCUUCGCCUUCUUCAAAACGAGACGCAGCUCAUGUCGCUAUCCAAACAUCCCAAUGUUCUCCGCGUCCGUGGCUCCUGGGUUGAUGGCCACAAGUUGCACAUCGCUAUGCGUUUGAUGAAUGCCGGCAGUGUGGCCGAUGUUAUGCGUUACGCUUGGCCCGGAGGGCUCGAAGAGGAGGUCAUACGGUGCAUCCUCAAGCAAGCGUUGGAGGGAAUCAACUAUUUGCAUAUCAACGGUCUGAUGCACCGAGACGUCAAAGCAGCGAACUUACUCGUUGACGAUGAUGGAACCGUCCUCCUAGGCGAUCUCGGCGUAGCAGCGUUCCUCUGGGACCACGAGGAUUCCCCGGCGCCGCAGACCACUAAAUCACGUAUCGUCAACUUCAACCCGGGGCCACACCCUUCUCACCGACACCCCCAUUCCCAUUCCCGUCCCCAGCAGAAUCCACCGCUACACAGGCCGCCUCUCCUGGGCAAACGCAAGUCCUUCGUGGGUACGCCCUGCUGGAUGGCCCCUGAAGUCAUCAACGGGAAGCAAUACGACGCUUCUGCCGAUAUCUGGUCAUUCGGCAUCACAGCAAUCGAACUCGCGCAGGGCCGCGCGCCACGCUCGCGUAUGGACCCGCAUAAGGUGCUCGUGAUGACUGUUACGGACGAUCCUCCCAAGCUUGAACGGAACACUGGCCCGAACCGUUACUCAAGCGCAUUCGCGGAGGUCGUGGCAAUGUGCCUGACGAAGGAUCCUUCGAAACGGCCCACGGCUGAAGCGCUCCUACAAAUGAGCUUCUUCAAGGGCGCGCGCAAGCCGAGCUACCUGUGCAAUACCAUCCUCCGCGGGAUGCCUCCCCUCACGCAGCGCCAGGAGCGCAGGAAGCAGCCUUCACUUCUCACGCAUGCCACGAUGGAUAGCUGGGACUUCUCGGCGAGCCUCCCCUCCUCCCCCACGACUUCAGUGUUCGGGCGUCAACCUCGUCCAAGAAGCGCGGUGCCGCCUGGGAGCGUGUUUGAAAUCGAGGAUAGCGAGGGCGGCGAUGAACGUGGACCUUCCUUGAUAACGGGCGCUCUGCUGGUCGAAGAUACUGGCGACGAUGCUGCGCUCGAGGGCCACAGCAAGGCAGAGGCGUACGUGCAGCAGGUGCGAGCACAACACCGGAGCAGCCACCCACGGGGCGUGCUUGCAAGAAGCUGCUCUGGAUCGAGCCAGUCAAUACAUGCCGCGCGACGUCAUCUCGAUGACGGCCAGCAUUAUACCAUCGAUUCCAUUGAGGAAGGUGCCGUCGCCAUCCCUGUCGCCGACGGUCAUGCCACGGACGGCGAGCGUGGCGACGAAGGACUCCCCGUCGUUGGCUCAUCCAAGAGCGCUGAGCUUGCGAUGCUACACGUACCCCUGGCCCCGCCGCCGUCAACGUCACCAUCCGGGUCCUCGCGCUCGUCUGUAUCUGGGACUUCUUCGAGUUCCCCGUCCGGUCCGUCGACUCCUCCACAGUCCUUCCUGGGGACCGCGAAAGCGCAGCCUGUGCGCCUGUGGCGGAAGCUCGCGGGCAAGUUUGACCUGGACGCAGACAAGGAGAAGGACCCGGCGUCAGGGUCCAAGCCGCCGACGCCGACGCUGAAGAAGGCGUUUGGAAAUGUGCUCGGUCGGACCUCUAGCCGUACGGUCUCCAAUUCCAAGUCCACGCAAUCUUAAACGACCUUCACGACCUAUGUAUGUUCAGCCAGCACCGGAUACCUCACGGACCACAUCUCUGCUCCAAGUCAUUCUCGUUCCUGCGUUGGUCUCAUGUACUGUAGGUAAUAACUUAUCUGUAUCAUAGGCAGUCCGUAGUCAGUCUGUAGCACAACCCCAGUAUGUCCAUGUACUAGUUGCUCAUCUCCGCGCGACACUUCGCCGCGUUUCACACACCAUAAUUAUACCAUUUCAUUUCCGC